This is a messenger RNA of Phytomonas sp. EM1, 846 nucleotides long. Lineage: Eukaryota; Euglenozoa; Kinetoplastea; Trypanosomatida; Trypanosomatidae. The record is from the annotation of a GenBank genome assembly.
AUGGUUAAAUAUGUCGAUAGUGGCUUCGACGAUGCGCCUGGCGGCAAGAAGAAAAUUAAGAAGGGGUUUAAAUGUGACCGGCGAGAAAACUAUCAGAAGAUGAUCGCAAGGAAACUAACGGGUAAAAAUAUUAAGAGCACGAACACGAACCACGCGUCUGCCCAUGUUCGCAGCGUAACCUUCGACGAGUCCUCGCGUCGUGAAUACCUGCUCACUUUGCACAAGAAAAAGAACGAACGUCGGGUGCAGGCAUUCGUGGAAUCGAAGUGGAAGCUGCGGCGCGAAAAUGCGAAAACGCGCCAGCAGCAGCGCGAGGAAGCGCGUUUGGCUUACAACAGCUACGCGAAGGUCCCGAUUUUGCCGAACUACACCUUCGGCUUAAAUCAGCCUCAGGAGGAUCGGGAAACGGAUUCCGCGGCAGGCGAGGAGGAGGAGGAGGAGGAGGAGGGCGAGGAUUCAACCGCGUCGAAACGGAUGGCCGUGCGGGAGGAAAGCACGCAUGCGAUGCCGGCGGCGAUGUAUGAGGGUGGUGCGGCAGCCUCACCUGAGGUCUUUAAAGACGUCGCGACGGUGGAGGUGAAGCCGCUUUUUCCGCCGCCGCAAGGAGGGGGCGCCGCGGGUUCUUCGCGCCGCCCGGCACUCCCCUCGGCUGACUUUUCGGAUCUUCCCACCGUCGUGGAGGAGGAGCUGCAUCGAUUGCGAUGCGAAACGAAGGGGCCUAGCCGAACGAAGCCAAAGAUCCACAUGCUAAAGGAGUUAGAAAAGAUUCGUAAGAUCAAAAAGCAUUCCCGAAAAGGUCAUGGGAAGAAGACCGUUUCCGGGAAGCGAAAGAAUCGGAAAAAGUAG